AUGCCAGAAAACAACGACUUCUCCAUGGUGGACGUCUCCAACGCCGUGGAUAGCAUUGCUUCUGACUCAGGCCAGUCUACUCAACCAGCUAGAAGAAAAUCUAAACUAAUCUUGGGCGACGAAAGCGAAGAGUCUGAAAAUAUGCAUGUGGAAGAGUCUGACAACCAGCAACCACCUCCACCUCCCGCCGACGAGGUUUCCAAGAAGAAGAGCGAAUCCAACGGGCCCCAGGCUGUUCCUGACCCUUCUGUCACCGUUCCAGUAGACAUCAAAUGGGUUCAAGGCGGUGAAAAGGUUUACGUCACCGGCUCGUUCACAGGCUGGAGAAAGAUGAUCGGCUUGCAAAAGCAAGAAGAUGAAAAGUUAUACUUGGUCACCUUGGGUUUGCCUGUUGGCACUCAUAGAUUUAGGUUUGUGGUUGAUAAUGAGUUGAGGUUCUCUGAUUUCUUGCCAACAGCUACCGACCAGAUGGGUAACUUUGUGAACUACAUCGAAGUGACUCCAGAACACGUACAAUUGCAUCUCAAACAGCUAGAAGAAGAAGAACAGGAGAUGGAGCGUGAAGAAGAAGAGACAAAGCUGCGUCCUAGCAGGAGGUCCUCUGUCAGCUCUAGAGGCCGCUCUAACUCCGUUUUCGCUUUCACCAACGACGAAGACGAUAUGGGCGACGGUUACCUGAGAUACCACGAAGAAGAAGAGGUUGAUGACGCACCAGCAAAGAUAUACAACUACGUUAGCGAUAUCCCACCCAUCUUCGAAGACCCAAAGGUCAUGGAACAAUACUACCUAGCGUUGGAGCAGCGCUCAAGGAACAGAAACUCACAAGACCAAGCUUGGUUAUACGCUCCACAAUUACCUCCACACCUUGAGAAUGUCAUUUUGAAUAACUUCAAUUCCCAAGACAAGGAUAAUAAUUCGGGUGCUUUACCCAUCCCAAACCAUGUUGUGCUCAAUCACUUGGCCACUACAAGCGUGAAGCACAAUACUUUGGCCGUUGCAUCCGUUAUUAGAUACAAGAGAAAGUACGUGACGCAAGUGUUGUACGCACCAUUACAACAAUAA
Molecule: messenger RNA, 1062 nt
Organism: Candidozyma haemuli
Lineage: Eukaryota; Fungi; Ascomycota; Pichiomycetes; Serinales; Metschnikowiaceae
Gene: KIS1
Product: Kis1p
Exons: 1
Coding region: 1-1062 (353 amino acids)
Biological process (GO): signal transduction
Cellular component (GO): cytoplasm; nucleus; nucleotide-activated protein kinase complex
Molecular function (GO): protein kinase binding
Source: RefSeq, a predicted model, not a curated record